GUCAAGAGAUAAGCAGAAGUGUGUGUGUAUUAAUGUCACAUGGCAGGAGGCUUUCCCCCAGAGCAGUUUGCCUGUCCAGGGACCUGUUUCAUUUUGUGUCUGAAUUGAGUUGUACUUUGGAAAAUGCCGAGUUUCCUGCCUACUGCUUCAUGAUGGAUUAUACAGUGAGCAUGUUUUUGAACACAUUAACACCCAAGUUCUAUGUGGCCCUGACAGGCACUUCCUCACUAAUAUCAGGGCUUAUUUUGAUAUUUGAAUGGUGGUAUUUUCGCAAGUAUGGAACAUCAUUCAUUGAACAAGUCUCAGUAAGCCACUUGCGCCCCCUUCUGGGAGGGGUUGACAACAACUCCUCCAACAAUUCUAACUCCAGUAAUGGAGACUCAGAUUCCAACAGGCAAAGUGUCUCAGAAUGCAAAGUAUGGCGAAAUCCGCUAAAUUUGUUUAGGGGCGCUGAAUAUAAUCGGUACACUUGGGUGACAGGACGAGAGCCUCUGACUUACUAUGACAUGAAUCUCUCUGCCCAGGACCACCAGACAUUCUUUACUUGUGACUCCGACCAUCUGCGUCCUGCAGAUGCAAUAAUGCAGAAAGCCUGGCGAGAGAGAAACCCCCAGGCUAGGAUUUCUGCAGCUCAUGAAGCCUUGGAGAUAAAUGAGUGUGCAACUGCUUAUAUUCUCUUGGCUGAAGAGGAAGCAACAACCAUUGCUGAAGCAGAAAAGCUCUUUAAGCAGGCCCUGAAGGCUGGAGAUGGCUGUUACCGGCGUUCUCAGCAGCUGCAGCACCACGGAUCCCAGUAUGAAGCCCAACAUAGACGAGACACCAAUGUUUUGGUCUACAUCAAAAGAAGGCUAGCGAUGUGUGCCAGAAGACUUGGGAGGACCAGGGAAGCAGUGAAAAUGAUGAGAGAUUUAAUGAAGGAGUUCCCACUCCUGAGCAUGUUCAACAUCCAUGAAAACCUUUUAGAAGCCCUCCUGGAACUGCAAGCAUAUGCUGAUGUCCAGGCAGUCUUAGCAAAGUACGAUGAUAUAAGCUUACCAAAGUCGGCAACAAUAUGCUACACAGCUGCCUUGCUCAAAGCAAGAGCUGUCUCUGACAAAUUCUCUCCCGAGGCUGCAUCUCGGCGGGGGCUGAGCACAGCAGAGAUGAACGCGGUAGAGGCCAUUCAUAGAGCUGUGGAAUUCAAUCCUCAUGUGCCAAAAUACCUACUAGAAAUGAAAAGCUUAAUCCUACCCCCAGAACAUAUCCUGAAGAGAGGAGACAGUGAAGCAAUAGCAUAUGCGUUCUUUCAUCUCGCGCACUGGAAGAGGGUGGAAGGGGCUUUGAAUCUUUUGCAUUGUACGUGGGAAGGCACUUUUCGGAUGAUCCCUUAUCCCUUGGAAAAGGGGCACCUAUUUUACCCCUACCCAAUCUGUACAGAAACAGCAGACAGAGAACUGCUUCCAUCUUUCCAUGAAGUCUCAGUUUACCCAAAGAAGGAGCUUCCCUUCUUUAUUCUCUUUACUGCUGGAUUAUGUUCCUUCACAGCCAUGCUGGCCCUCCUGACACAUCAGUUCCCAGAACUCAUGGGGGUCUUCGCAAAAGCUAUGAUUGACAUUUUCUGCUCGGCAGAGUUCAGGGACUGGAAUUGCAAGAGUAUUUUCAUGCGUGUUGAAGAUGAACUGGACAUUCCACCGGCACCUCAGUCUCAACAUUUUCAAAACUGAACUCAUCACUCUUCUUCUCCCACCACCAAAACUGCUCCUCCUCCUGUAUUCCCGACCUCCACCAGUAAUAGCCCUGCCAUCCACCCAGUUACUCAAGCCAGAACUCGGCAGCCAUCCCAGACUCUUCCCCAUCUCACUCCCCACAUCCGAUCUGUGUCGGCUUCCACAGUCUGUCAGUUCUAACCUCCUCUAGACAUUCAGUCAAUGUGACUCAGCUCUCCUUCCCUUCCUUUCUCUCCCCAUGGCUUGUCUCUUAGUUUAGGGCCUCAUUAUUCCUUGCCUGGACUCCUACAAUAGUCUUAACUGGUCUCCUUGCUUCCAGUCUUAUCCUCUGCUGGACUGUCUUUCCUACUGACUCAAGAAUGAUCUUUCUAAAUUGCAAAUCUGAGCGUGUCACAUCCCUGCUUGAAUUUCUCCAGUGGUUUCCCACUAACUUCAGGAUAACGUUUCAGCUCUUUAGCAUGGCAUACAAGGCCCUUUAUGAUCUGGCCCUUGCUUGGCUCUUCAGCCUCAUCUCUCCCAACUCUUGCACAGACAUUACUCUUGGGCCAUAGUGAAUUACUUUCCACUCCCCAGAUUCACCUCAGUGCCUUUGCAUGUGCUGUUUGCUCCGCGUGGAUGCCCUUCACCAUCACCACCCCCACUUGUCCACCCUACUAAUGCCUCUUCAUUCUUUUACACUCAGCUUUCUUUAAGUUUCUUCCACGCUGAGUUAUGUGUCUCUUCUCUAUGAUCCCACAGUAUUCCAUGAAUACCUAUACUGUCACCUUUAUUGUAUUGUAUUAUAAUAUAAUUGUUGAAAACUUGUCUGUCCCUCCUUUAGAAUGUGAGCUCCUUGAGGGCAGGACUGUGACUUCCUCAUCUCUGUACCCCCGAAGCUUUGCUUAGUGCUUUGCAAAUAGUAGGUGUUCAAUAAAUGAUUAUUAAAUAAAUAAAUGGUAGUGGUUUCUGCAGAAAGAAUCAAUGUAAAACUCAGGUACAGCUUAGCAUUUCUUCUUUUUAUUUAUAAUCAUUGAUGCUCAGAGCUGAAAGGGAUCUUGAACAAAUUGCCUUCAAUAGUAUCCCUGAUGGAGACCAUCUAGACUCUUCUUGAAUAUUUUCAGUGACAGUGAACUCACCUCUUUAACAUCAAAACCCACUCUAUUAUUGGAACCCUCAGAACUCUUUCUAAUACUGAUAGAAUAUGGCUCCCUUUAAUUUCCUGUUGUUCCUGUUCUACUCCCUGAAACUGCACUAACAAGUCUACUUCUUCCUGCACAUUCUUAAGACAGCUAAUACGUUCAUGACCACCUCUAUUGUCUAACUGACUACCUUCUUCUCUUUUCUCCAGGCAGAAUAUCUUAAAUUCCCUUAAAUCUUCUGUACAUGACUUGAUUUCUAAACACAGCACCACCCAAGUUGCCUCCGUGGAUGUCCUCCAGUUAGUGGACCUACGCUAUUGAUUAUUGUCUUCUACUCCCAACCCAACCUCUGAGUAAUAAGUCCUUGCCCAAACUCAGAGUAGAUUAGAGUGCAACCUAGUAAAAUUGAAAAUAAGAAUAUAUUUAUAUUAAACUAUUGUUGUUUCUCCUUUUUAUGUUCCUCCUUUAACAU
This is a messenger RNA of Trichechus manatus latirostris (Florida manatee), 3296 nucleotides long. It is a transcript of the gene ST7, whose product is annotated as suppression of tumorigenicity 7. Bases 33 to 1703 code for a protein of 556 amino acids. Gene Ontology annotation, molecular function: protein binding. The transcript is spliced from 15 exons. NCBI's taxonomy places the organism in Eukaryota, Metazoa, Chordata, Mammalia, Sirenia, Trichechidae. The record is from RefSeq and is a predicted model, not a curated record.